Phalaenopsis equestris is the source of this 5662-nucleotide messenger RNA. RefSeq lists its product as uncharacterized. Gene Ontology annotation, biological process: mRNA processing. The record is from RefSeq and is a predicted model, not a curated record. Lineage: Eukaryota; Viridiplantae; Streptophyta; Magnoliopsida; Asparagales; Orchidaceae.
ACUACCGAAUGACUCUAUCAAAACAUUAGCUGAGUGAGAAGGGAUGUUUGUCAAGAGAUUCGCCAGCGCGACUGAAAAAACAACGAUCGCUUACCUUGCCAUAGUUGCCAUAGAGAAGCGCAGAAAGGAUGAGUCAGUGACAAAGUACAUUACCAUUACCCGCUAAACAUGAGUCUGAAAUGCGAGCAACAGCUGGAGGAAGAACAUGCUGUCCAACUGCUAAUAUCGAUGAUCGAAUGGUUCCUUCCAUACUUAUGUAUGGCCUCAAUCACAACAUUCCAGGAGCUACUGGACCGGGUGGCAAAACUGAACUGAUCAAAAUCCGAGGGUCAUCCAGAAAAAUCCAAACGAAGUAAAGCUCCAGAUACCAAAAAGGGUGAAGUGCACACCGCCUCCUCUUACAGUGUCGACAAAGGAAAAAAGCCCGCCUCCAUUUAGAAUGUUGACAAAGGAAAGCAACUGGUCAAUGCUAAGGUCAAACCUCAACCAAAACUGGUGCUUGGAGGAAAUGGACAAGCCUAUACCCCUUGACUAGCGGCGGUGAACGUCCCAGACCAGCAUCAGGAGGAGCGCAACUUUUCAUCCCUGAAAGAAAGAAUGAAGAAAGAAGACUCAUUCCAAAGGGACAGUGUGGAAAAAAUGUUCCGAGAAGCGUUCAAGGCUGGUCAACUACCAGAGUCGAAAAGACCUGAGGAGGCUGAUAGAACCAAUGACCCAAACUACUGCCCAUAUCAUCAGGUAGUCAACCAUCCUAUUGAAGAUUGCUAUGUCGACUGGUUGGAGAGGAAAACGGGGAAUUUACGCUCUCGAAUAGCGUCUUGGUGCACCCGAAGAAGGAGUCGGCAAAGGUGGUGACGUCUUCCUCCAUACCGCCAGCUCCAACACAAAUGAUACAAGAAAAGCCGACACGAGAUGAAGAGUGGGAGACUGUCGUCUCAAAUAAAACCAAGAAAAUGCUAAAGGAGCUUGAAGGUGUUCCUGGCGUUCAGUGGAGAUCUCCAACCGAACCAGUGCUGAAGUUGGAAGAAAGACAACGCCAAAAUACCUCCAUCUUCAAACCACCACCAAGCAAGGUGCAACUUACAGGAGCAAGCUAGCCUAUCCCAGCACAGGGGGCAGCCUGUUCAAAAAAAUCCAAAAUGCCAGCCCGGCGAAAGAAGUCGAAGAAGAAGAAGUCCACCACUCAAAAAAUCAUUAACAAUCUGGAGGACUACCGCCAGCCGGCAAGGCAGCCCGUCAGGCUUGCCGAAUUCAUGUCCGAGCUCCGGAUAAGCAAAGCAAAGGAGGAAGAUGAAGAACCACUCCCAGUUGAAACCCGCCGGGUCAUCUCGGUGAUCCCGGAUGUUUCUCAACAAGUCUCCUCUCGAGCCUCACUUUCGCUUUCUUUAUUACGCUAUUUCCCUACGAUACGACGAUAGAGGAUGAGAGACUGAUCGACCAUAUCUCGGACCAGAUCGAAAAGAAAGUUGAGAGAUCGGUUCUGACGUCGAACAGGUUGCCUCCCUAGGCGCGUCGGUGCACGGGAAGAUUUUGUGGGCCUUGAUCCCAUCCCUCUCUUGACUCGCAAGACGCGCUUGACUCACCAUAGAAUAGAUCGAGGGGGGUUCAAACUCCCAUUGCCUGCUUGUCAGGCUAGAUUCCAUCCGAUCGCAAAAUACACCAGACUUCUUUCUUAUUCUAUGCAAGUAGUUUUUUCGAUAUGAGUUCCCUGGCGCCUGGCGGUCUCACGCUUGUAGCUUAGGAGGAAGAACUACCUACCGAGGGCUUUAACAAGGCGCUAGAUGAGUAGUUUUUGUUUUGUCAUUUUUUCAUGUUCCUCCUCUGACUCAUUGCUUUAUCUGGCUGGAAUGGCAGGGGAGCCGCAUAGGGGGAUGUCAGUUUGAUCAUUCGCUUCAACAUAAGAGAUUCCUUUUUAUGGCUAGGGCAGACAAACGGGCUUGACAUAGUUCACUUCCGGGAUUACCUAUGUUUUUUUGGAAGCAAAAGUCUAUCUUAUUCGACCAAAAGAAGUCAUUCUCGUUUCUCAGCGUACGAAGAACUGAAAGCACAUGGCACAUUAUCAUUAUCACGGAUUGGAGAAGCGAUCUAUUGUCUGAAAUCAAUUGAUCAUGCGACUACCUAAAAGGUAGGAACGGCAUCGCAUCGGUCUUUCUCAAAAAAUGGUACACAAGUGAGUUCAAUUCUCGUUCUACCUAUUGUGCUGAAACUUUUUUCGUCAAUCCAUACGGUACGCUCCUCCGUAUCGUCAGUUGGUUUGAGCGGCCGACAGAAUAGAAGGCUUUUUGCUGGCUCUAUAGUUCAAUUCGCUAGACCCAGCCAUCAAAACUCCGUGUGGGAGGUCAGUGCUCUCGCUUUGAGGUUAGGGAUUCCUUCUUCAUUCACUACCAUCCUCCACAACUAUCGCCUUGCUUGCUGUCUUGACCGUAAUGGGAUCGAAGCACUGAGGCAAGGUGUUUCACUCAUUUCGACUUCUAAUGCGCACGAACCAGAGCUAUCUCCAAAGAACCCCUUCAAUAAGAAAGAGAAGAGGUACUGUACUGACCUUUGGUUCUCUCGUGCCCCAGUGAACGAUAGCCUCGGGUAGACUGCGGAUCUUAUGUGAAACCCAAAGUGCAGCCAACUCAAAACCAAAGAAAUAGGAAGAAAACUUCUAUUCUACAUCUGAGAUAAAAUGUGUGACUCACUCAAUUUCAAAAUGCCCUUAUUGUACGCUAAUGCUCUAGGAUGGCAGGGUUGGUUGGUCAAACCUUGAUUGAUGGUAGCAUUGCUAGUUGCUUCAAGUUCAAGCUUUUUCUACUGUACGCAUAUUCCCCGUCUAGUGAGCUGAGAAAGAAAGGCUGACUGACAACCCAUGUCACUUUUCUUUCACCUUCUUCCUGACCAUCUGACCAUUUGUCCACGCAUGCAAGGUCUUGCUGGCACUGAGUGCUAAGCGCGCUACUCUUCCUUUCUGAGCGAGACUCUAUCCAGAUCUAUAGAUAGAUCUACUGAUCUAAAUAACUCCGCGAGCGAACUGAGCGAGCCAUGAGCCGCCGGCUUGGAAAAGCCUGAAGGCUCCCUUACUUCACUGAACUUAUUCACGCAGGUCCAAACCAGCUGAGCUCACUCAUUUUUCCUUUACGAGAUCUCGGCUCUUCGGAAUGGUUGGAGAGAGACCCGCCUCCUCUUGGUUGGCGCCGGGCCCGAGGGUGAUGGGACUACUUCCUGAAAGAGCCUUUCGUUCAGGCCGGCAGGAGGGAACCUGAUCUAUCAAUAGAGGGAGCAAAAAAAAAGCUUUGCUCCCCUUUUUGAAAAUGAAGAAAGAAGGGUCGAAGUUUAGACCGCUCGCAGUAGUUCUACCCAUAGAAAAGAUCAUGAAAGAGGCGAUCAGAAUGGUACCCGAAUCCAUUUACGAUCCCGAGUUUCCAGACACAUCGCACUUCCGCUCGGGUCGAGGCUGCCACUCGGCCCUAAGACGGAUCAAAGAAGAGUGGGGAACCUCUCGCUGGUUUUUGGAAUUCGACAUAAGGAAGUGUUUUCACACCAUCGACCGACAUCGAUUCAUCUCAAUCUUGAAGGAAGAGAUCGACGAUCCCAAGUUAUUUUACUCCACUCAGAAAAUGUUUUCCGCCGGACGACUCGUAGGAGGUGAGAAGGGCCCUGACUGCGUCCCACACAGUGUACUACUAUCGGCCCUACCAGGCAACAUUUACCUACACAAGCUCGAUCAGGAGAUAGGGAGGAUCCGACAGAAGCACGAAAUUCCUCUUGUUCUGAGAAUCAGAUCAGUUCUAUUAAGGACAGGUCGUCGUAUUGAUUACCAAGAAAACUCUGGAGAAGAAGCAAGCUUCAACGCUCCCCAAGACAACAGAGCCAUCAUGGUGGGGAGGUUCAAGAGCAUCCAACGCAAAGCGACCUUUCAUUCCCUUGUUUCGUCGUGGCACACCCCCCCCACAAGCACCCCCCGGCGAAGGGGGGACCAGAAAACGCCUGUAGUUUGCCCCCCUUCAGCGGCCCUUGCCGCCUUCCUUAACAAGCCCUCGAGCCUCCUUUGCGCCGCCUUCCUCAUAGAAGCCGCCGGGUUGACCCCGAAGGCCGAAUUCUAUGGUAGAGAAGGCUUUCAGAAGAAUUUGGCCAUGAGAUACCUUAUUAAGUCUUGCAAAAGAAGGGGCCUGCUGAUAGAGCUGGGCGGGGAGGCGAUACUAGUUAUCAGGUCAGAGAGACGCCUGGCCCGUAAGCUGGCCCCCUUCAAAACCCAUGACUUCUUAAUAAAGAUUUGUUACGCGCGAUAUGCCGACGACUUACUACUUGGAAUCGUGGGUGCCUUAGAGCUUCUCAUAGAAAUACAAAAACGUAUCACCCACUUCCUACAAGCCGGCCUGACCCUUUGGGUAGCCUCCGCAGGAUCAACAACCAUAGCUGCACGGAGUACGGUAGAAUUCCCCGGUACGGUCAUUCGGGAAGUCCCUCCGAGGACAACUCCCAUACAAUUCUUGCGAGAGCUGGAGAAGCGUCUACGGGUAAAGCACCGUAUCCAUAUAACUGCUUGCCACCUACGCUCCGCCAUCCAUUCCAAGUUUAGGGACCUAGGUUAUUGUAUCCCGAUCAAAGAGCUGACGAAGGGGAUGAGCGGAAGAGGUCGUCUACUGGACGCGGUUCAACUAGCGGAGACUCUUGGAACAGCUGGAGUAAGAAGUCCCCAAGUUAGCGUCUUAUGGGGGACCGUCAAGCACAUCCGGCAAGGAUCAAGGGAGAUCUCGUUGUUGCAUAGCUCAGGUCGGAGCAACGUGCCAUCGGACGUUCAACAGACAGUCUCACGAUCGGGCAUGAGUAUCCGGAAGUUUUCAUUGUAUACUCCCGCAGGUCGGAAGGCGGCGGGGGAAGGAGGGGGACACUGGGCAGGAUCUUUUAGCAGCGAAUUCCCCAUACAGAUAGAGGCGCCUAUCAAAAAGAUACUCCGAAGGCUUCGGGAUCGAGGUCUCAUUAGCCGAAGAAGACCCAGGCCAAUCCACGUGGCCUCUUUGACGAACGUCAGCGACGGAGACAUAGUAAAUCGGUCCGCGGGCAUCGCGAUAAGUCCUCUGUCCUACUACAGGUGCCGCGACAACCUUUACCAAGUCCGAACGAUUGUCGACCACCAGAUCCGCUGGUCUGCUAUAUUCACCCUAGCCCACAAGCACAAAUCUUCGGCGCGGAAUAUAAUCCCAAAGUACCCAAAAGACUCAAAUCUAGUAUAUAAAGAAGUGCGUAGCAAAGCAGAGUUCCCAAAAAGCAUAGAGCUUGGGAAGCUCGGACCCGGUCAAGAUCCGAACAACGACGGAGCACUCAACUACAUGUUGAAUAAGUAGUUUUCUUUUUCUAUUAGUUGCAAACAGGCGUUUACAUGAGAUUAGUUGAGUAGGCUUGCGUGAGUUGUCUGCUAGAAGAGAAAGAGAGCGUUUUGUGUUCGAAAAAAAAGGCGGAAGGCUUGGCUUCGCUAUCGCUCAUGACUUUGAUUGUAGUCGUAGUCUUGUAGUCGGCCCUCCAUGCCUCUUUAGUCUUUCUAAUGCUCCGGCCUUCUUCCUUCAUUUCAUUCAUUUUGCGGUAGCUUACGCGCCAGAAAAAAGGCCUCCUUCCCGGCCCGGAAGAUCGCUUCGCUUCUGGCGACUAGCUUCUACCGCUUCAAUCAAUGGCUAAAGCUACC